Puntigrus tetrazona (Sumatra barb) is the source of this 5448-nucleotide messenger RNA. It is a transcript of the gene ebf1b, whose product is annotated as EBF transcription factor 1b. The transcript has 17 exons. The coding region runs from base 468 to 2279 and encodes 603 amino acids. NCBI's taxonomy places the organism in Eukaryota, Metazoa, Chordata, Actinopteri, Cypriniformes, Cyprinidae. The record is from RefSeq and is a predicted model, not a curated record. Gene Ontology annotation, biological process: regulation of transcription by RNA polymerase II. Gene Ontology annotation, molecular function: DNA-binding transcription factor activity, RNA polymerase II-specific; RNA polymerase II cis-regulatory region sequence-specific DNA binding.
UCCCUCUCAUAGUCAAAGGAAGGAUUGAUUCCUUUGGGAAGAGACACAAAUCACUUCAAUUUGAUCAAGAGCGCUAAGGAUACAGCCUCCUCUUGAUGACUUAGCCACUUCUGAGUUUCUUUUUUGUCCUGACAAAGAAAAACCGGGGGGGAAAAAAAAGAAGACAAGAGGAGAAAAGUUGUUAGGUCAUGAUGACAUUUGAUAUGAGAUCUGCUUGAUCGCGCCAGCUGCUCCCAGGAAACAUUAUCAGCGGCACAGAAAAAAAGACGUCUUGCUUUUUGUUUCCACUUCGCGUCUGGGUGACACCGGGAUCCGUCCUGGUUUCCAAACUCCUUCCCAUCUCUCUCUCUUUCUUUCUCAAGCGCGAGCGCGCGCGCUCUAUCUCUCUCUCUCUCUCUUUUACGCACGGGAGGUGGGCACCUGAGAAACACUACCAACGGGAAGAGAGCGCGAGAGAUCCCGGUUUCAUGUUUGGGAUUCAGGAGAGCAUCCAAAGGAGUGGGAGUAUUUUGAAAGAGGAGCCCAUCGGAGCCGGCAUGAACGCAGUCCGAACAUGGAUGCAAGGCGCCGGGGUGCUGGAUGCGAACACGGCCGCGCAGAGUGGAGUGGGACUGGCCCGGGCGCACUUCGAGAAACAGCCGCCCUCAAACCUCCGCAAAUCCAACUUCUUCCACUUCGUUUUAGCCCUUUAUGACCGACAAGGACAGCCGGUGGAAAUUGAGAGAACCUCUUUUGUAGGAUUUGUGGAAAAAGAGAAGGAGACCACAGGAGAAAAGACAAACAAUGGCAUACAUUACAGACUGCAACUUCUCUACAGCAACGGCAUCAGAACAGAGCAGGAUUUUUAUGUAAGACUAAUUGACUCCAUGACAAAACAGGCCAUCAUAUAUGAAGGUCAGGACAAGAAUCCGGAGAUGUGCCGUGUGCUCCUGACUCAUGAAAUCAUGUGCAGCCGCUGUUGUGACAAAAAGAGUUGCGGGAACCGCAACGAGACACCCUCGGAUCCCGUCAUCAUCGACAGAUUCUUUCUCAAGUUUUUCCUGAAAUGUAAUCAGAACUGCUUGAAGAAUGCAGGAAAUCCACGAGACAUGCGGCGCUUUCAGGUGGUUGUGUCGACGACAGUGAGCGUAGAAGGACACGUUCUGGCUGUUUCGGACAAUAUGUUCGUGCACAACAACUCCAAACAUGGCAGAAGAGCUCGGCGACUGGACCCGUCGGAGGGAACGCCGUCAUAUCUGGAGCACGCUGCACCUUGUAUCAAAGCCAUCAGUCCCAGUGAAGGCUGGACAACAGGAGGUGCUACUGUCAUCAUCAUCGGAGACAACUUCUUUGACGGGCUGCAGGUCAUCUUCGGCACCAUGUUAGUCUGGAGCGAGCUCAUCACGCCUCAUGCCAUCAGAGUUCAGACCCCUCCGCGUCACAUCCCCGGGGUCGUAGAGGUCACGCUCUCCUAUAAGUCCAAACAGUUUUGCAAAGGCACACCAGGAAGAUUCAUCUACACAGCUCUGAAUGAACCCACCAUAGACUACGGUUUUCAGCGGUUACAGAAGGUGAUACCUCGGCAUCCAGGAGACCCCGAACGCUUGCCAAAGGAAGUGAUUUUGAAGAGAGCAGCAGAUCUAGUGGAAGCACUUUAUGGAAUGCCUCAUAACAACCAGGAAAUCAUUUUAAAGCGAGCAGCAGACAUCGCCGAAGCCCUGUACAAUGUGCCACGAAACCACAACCAGCUGACCGGCCUCACCAACAGCUCGGUCCACGCAAGCAUGAUGGGAGUGAACUCCUUCACCGGACAGCUCGCCGUUAACGUCUCAGAGUCGUCUCAGGGUGGAAACCAGGGUUUCAGUCGCAACACGAGUAGCGUAUCACCGCACGGAUAUGUCCCCAGCUCCACCCCUCAGCAGAGCAGUUACAGUACGGUAUCCACCAGCAUGAACGGCUACGGAAACAGCGGCAUGACCAACCUGACCGGCUCCCCGAGCUUCCUGAACGGCUCUGCCGCCAACUCGCCCUACGCAAUCGUCCCGUCCAGCCCCACCAUGGCCUCCUCCACCAGCCUGCCCUCAAACUGCAGCAGCUCCUCUGGAAUCUUCUCCUUCUCUCCGGCAAACAUGGUUUCAGCUGUGAAACAGAAGAGCGCGUUCGCUCCUGUCGUUCGGCCCCAGUCCUCACCUCCACCUACAUGCACUAGCACCAAUGGGAACGGUCUCCAAGAUCAGUCUUUUGUCGACUCUAACAAGUACUCCACAGCCAGCGCGCUCCAGGGCCUGGCCUUCUCCUGAAUUAUCCCUGGAAUGAUCGUUCCUCCGAUGUAGGGUGCGUGCUUGUGUGUGUGUGCGCGCGCGUGCGUGUGUGUGUGUGUGUGUGCAGACGGAAAGACGAAACACGCUCUUUCAUGCCACUGGUCUCACUGAGCGUGUGCAGAAUACUCCGGCGCUGGACCGACCUCCUGGUCCUGUUCUGAUGAUGAAAAACUACAAACUCAGGCCCUUUUUAAACACAAUCUGCUUUGAAACAAAAAGAUAUAGAGGAAGAACGAUACGAGAAAAAUAUCGAACUGAACUGUUGUACCUCCCUGUUUUGAUGUUGAAAUUUGUACUCACCUUCUAGACACUUUUUAAGAUAAGGGGCGACAGCACAGAUGAUGCUCGCCCGCCCCGUCUACACUAUAACAUGAGAGGUCUAUUUAUUUUAAAAACGUAGUUAUUGAUUUGCCAUCAUAUUUGUGUGUUUCUGUGUGUACCACCCUUUUAUGAAAUGAUACCUAACACAAUAUUGCAGUGGUUUCUAUUUAUGACUUUAGAUGAAGGAAUGCAGGUGAUUUUCUUUCUUUUUUUCUUUUUUUUUUUGAGCAGUAAUGUCCCACUGAAUUUGUGAAACUGCAUUUAAAUUUGAAAAACUGAAGUCGAUCGGUCUACAAAAUGCCAGCAACGUAAACUGCAGCUGUGAAAAAUGUAUGCCUUUUUUUGCCGUGGUUAAAAACCAACUUCUGCUCCUUCGCGAAUCACGUUUCGUCACUGUCUUGAUUCUCGCAUUCAUAUUUCAUUUUGUGACAUUAUGCUGCCUUCAAGUCUUUCUGGGAUGUUUAGAAUCGAAAAACCUUUUUAAGAGACUUUGGUUGGGGGGAAAAAAACGGGCAUGUCUGGCGAUUUCAUAUUGCUCUCUUUUAAAACUUAAUGGUAAGCUUCUUAGCACCGAUGUGGCAAAAUUGAAGGGAUAGUUCUUCCGCAAAAAUUCAUUCAUGUUGUUACAAACCUGUUUAGUUACCAACUUUCUUUAAAGGUGUGAAUGAUUGAAUUUUCAUUUUUGGGUGUACUGUCAGUUUAAGGGCGCCUGAUGCUGAUAGUAGUUUAUAAACGUACAUAAAAAGUACCUUAAAAAGUACACAAAAUUUCCACAAUUGACUAUGAAGAUGACGGAUAUUGCGUUGGUAAAUCCGACAUGACUUGAAGGCAACAUAUCACAUUCCGUGCUCAUCUCUACCCAGUUGUAUCAUUAUGUAAUGCCAAAAUGUAUAGACCAAACACUACCCAUAGUAACUCAAAAGUGUCAAGCGCUCAUUACACGCAGAGACAAGGCCAUCAAAAAGCCCAAAAAUCAAUCGCUGCCUUCUUUUUUAUAACUACUCUCGAUGAAUGAUUCGCAGUGUCAAAAUUGCUAAUUAUUAUUUAAUGACUUCUUCCUUUUAUUUGCGUUGUAGGCAAAAACUGUGAUACCUUUUUUUACGCUUUAGCUCGCGGUGGACUUCCUCCAGCAGGUGAUGGUCGGACCGAGGAAGAUAAAGUAUCGAAGCCGUUUCGUUUUUCUUGCAGUUCGGUGGUUCUCGACCGGUUUUACCUUCGGGUUUUCCGUGAAACGAUCGCGCAAACGUAACGUAAUGUUAUUGAAACCGACACUGAAAUGCUUUCAAAUCACUAUGCACAUCAUUGCAAUUCAUUUUUUUGAUUUGCCAUUGUUUUUACUGCCCAUUUUUAGGCCCCCGUCCCCACCGGUUGAGAACUACGUUUGUCGAUCGGUGUAUGUUUUAGGAGACGAGGGGUUUGGAUGUAUUGGUUAUGGCAUAGUGAGCACUGUGAAAUCUCCGUACCCUUCUCACGAAUGAUCCGAGAUCUAGAUGAAGCCAUCGCAUCGGAUUCUAGCGCGUAUGCUUUGUACAGACUGAUAAAUAUGUUCGAUUUUAUAAUUCUCUUUUAUUUUGCCAAAGUCAUUGUUUUAAAUAUAUUUAUACAUCAGAAUGGAGUCAUAAGGCAGCUUUAUACAACCUAGUGUCACUGAUAUAAUGUUUACGACAGCUUAGCAGAUCUCAUUGACUUUAGCUCUGAGGUUUCGACGAUCACGAAGGGAUAUGUGUAGGAUAUCCGUAUGAAUAUCGUAUGUAUGUAUCGCUCGAAAUUGUACAUGCUUCAAACUGUUUCGCUCGUCGUUCGGCGAUGAUCUGUUUUUAUUUCGUCGUCUGCCAAGUUGCGUCCGUAAAUGUGAUUUUUGGAAUUUUAUUUGUAUAGUCAUUUUUUGUACGUCGAAGAACAACUUUUUCCCUUCUUUUUUUUUUUUUUUUUUUUUUUUUUUUGGGUCAUUCGCACAGAGCGGAUUGGAUUUCUAUCCUAUGAAAAUGUGUUAUACCAUUUUGUUACAUGUUUUCUGUCAGAUGGCAAGAUUUGUUAAAUAGUUAGUAUUUUACUGCAAUGAAGUUUGAGAGUAUAUUCAACGUGUAAACAAUAUAAUCUUUUCGUUUUGCUUUUCUGGAACUUGCAGAGAAAAGGAUAGUUAUUGUUUUCAUGCUCGGCAAAUAUACAGUAAUAUGAAUAUUUUCUCUCCAGAACAGCUUUUUUUAAUUUUUUUUCCUUUGUUUCCCUUGUCAAUUUUUUUUUUUUUUUACCAACAAUCAAAUGUCUUAAUGCAGAUUUCUCUUUUUUACGUUAUUUAUUUAUUUUUAAAAAAAUUAUUUAGAUAGUUUGGUUAGAUAAAAAUAUAAAUUAACAAGUUAAACUAUGGAGUAACAGCACAAGAGUCUAUACAGUUAUUCGCUCAUUCAUUUCAUUCCAUGGCGCUCCUCUCCACUGUCACGUCUUAAAGAGUUUCGUCCUUUUUUUUUUGUUCCUGUGCGUCACAUCACAAAACUUUGUGUUUUUUUUUUACAUCCAAGUCACUUCAUGUGGCUCAUUUCUUUCGUGGCUAUCAUGAAUAAUGGAAAACAUUGUUUAAAUCCGCAUUAUUAUUUGAUGGCUGCUUGAUUUAUUGAUUAAUAUGCAUCUAAAUCGACAAGUCAUCUGCUAUUAUUUGUCCUGUUAAUUGCAUACUUGUUGUAGACUGGACUUUCAGUGGGCAGUUGUUACUGGUGAAAAAUAUAAAAAGAAACUACUGUAAAGAUGAUCAUUUUUUAAAUUACCUUUGAACUGUAAAAUAACUUUUUGACUUUCACAAUAUUUAAUUAAAGUUUCCUCUUGUCUGUGA